CGGAGGUCGGUGUGAUUGCUAGCUCCUCGGCUCAGGACCAUGCUGUGCCCACUCCGCUUCGCCCUCCUCCUGGCAGGUGCCCUCUGCUCGGCCGGCAGCCCCACUCCGGCCCCCGAGGGCCCCCAGGACACCUGCUCUUCAUGCGGGCUCCGGCCCCCGGACGAGGAGGUGGCCCGGCUGGACCAGGACUUUCUGGAGGCUGUGAAGAGACACAUCCUGAUCCGGCUACAGAUGAGGGACCGACCCAACAUCACCCAUGCCGUGCCCAAGGCUGCCAUGGUCACAGCCCUGAGGAAGCUCCACUCCGGCCGGGUGAGGGAGGACGGGCGGCUGGAGAUCCCCAACCUGGACGGGCAAGCCAUGUCCAGCCCGGAGAUACAGGAGAUGGGCACCUCCGAGAUCAUCAGCUUCGCCGAGACAGACGAUGUAACAGCAUCUCGAGUUCGACUCACCUUCACCAUUUCAAACGAGGGCAACCAGAACCUGUUUGUCUUCCAGUCUAAUCUGUGGCUUUACCUGAAGCUGCCCGAGGUCAUCGAGAAACCGGGCAGGAGGAAAAUCCGCAUGAAGCUUCACUUCCAAGACCCGACCAACCCUGCCAAGAUGGGCUUGGUGGAGAAGAGAGUGGACAUCCGAAGAAGUGGUUGGCAUACCUUCCCUCUGACCGAGACCAUUCAGGCCCUCUUCGAAAAAGGAGAACGAAGGUUGAGCCUUGAGGUCCAGUGUGAUGGCUGCGAGGAAUCGUCUGUUAGUCCGGUGUAUGUUGACCCAGGGGAAGAGUCCCAUCGACCCUUUUUGGUUGUCCAUGCCCGAUUAGCCGACAAUAAGCACCGGAUCAGGAAAAGAGGUCUAGAGUGUGAUGGCAGAACCAACCUCUGCUGUAGGCAGCAGUUUUAUAUUGACUUCAGACUUAUUGGGUGGAAUGACUGGAUCAUAGCGCCAUCUGGUUACUAUGGCAAUUACUGUGAGGGAAGCUGCCCAGCCUACUUGGCAGGAGUCCCGGGUUCGGCCUCAUCUUUUCAUACGGCAGUGGUCAACCAGUACAGGAUGAGGGGGCUCAACCCCGGGACGGUGAACUCUUGCUGUAUUCCUACAAAACUGAGUACAAUGUCCAUGCUGUACUUUGACGAUGAGUACAACAUCGUCAAGAGGGACGUCCCUAAUAUGAUUGUGGAGGAAUGCGGGUGUGCAUGAUAACAAUACCAGGACAAUCUCCACUUCCCCCGAUACCUCCCACAACGGGAUGCCAAGAUGCAGUAACGUUCGGAGGGCAGAGAUUAUUUCACAAUUGAGCUCAGUUCCAGUCUGUGGACAUCAAGUCCUCUUCUCAAGACAUACAGUACGAGAACUGUCAGCGACCGCCACUCACGGAGGACCCACAGAACAAUCCAGUGCCAGCAAGAUUCUGGAAAAGGAACAAACAGGUUUCCACUCAACUUUUGAGGAGUCUUAACUGUUACCGGGGUGGAAAAAAAAUAAAUGCUG
Messenger RNA from Nanorana parkeri, 1485 nucleotides. It is a transcript of the gene INHBB, whose product is annotated as inhibin beta B subunit. Gene Ontology annotation, cellular component: extracellular region. The record is from RefSeq and is a predicted model, not a curated record. Bases 40 to 1194 code for a protein of 384 amino acids. Lineage: Eukaryota; Metazoa; Chordata; Amphibia; Anura; Dicroglossidae. Gene Ontology annotation, molecular function: cytokine activity; growth factor activity. Gene Ontology annotation, biological process: SMAD protein signal transduction; BMP signaling pathway. The transcript has 2 exons.